UACAGCAAUCGUGCUACAGUUGAUUCAGCUGAUUUCAGCUCACUUUAUGCAAGAAUGAAACUUAUGAUAAAUAUUUCAUGCUUAUACCGCCGUUGUCGUUCAGAAAGUCUAAUCUGUAGGUAAAUCUGCCCACAAAGGAAGAGAAUAACUUGGAGUCAAGGUAGUGUGUCACCAUUCUAUUGAGCAGUCCAUCAGCCCUCUUUCUCUCAGCGUAGUCCGUCGACAUUCCCGCAAAAGGCUUACCUUAUACCUCUAAAUCGAAGAAUUUCAUUAAAGCAUGAACUCGACUCUCCCUGAAGCAGAUCUGGGUUUCGUCAUUUCUUUCUCUGUUGUGGUUGUAAUAAAUCUCCUUGGAAACGGACUGGUCUGCCUUGUUGUCUUCCGAUUCCAUGGUAUGCGAGCACCGGUGAAUUACCUUCUCGUCAACUUAUCUGUUUCAGAUAUGAUGGUAGCGCUAUUUAUCAUUCCAGACUACAUUGUUAACUGUGCUUUUCGACACCCUGAGGGUGACAUAGGCGACUAUUUCUGCAUAUGGCUUACUGGUGGCAACCUCAUUUGGGUUGGAAUGGCAGCAUCCACUUCUUCAUUAGUCGUAAUGUCCUUUGAGCGUUAUUUUGCAGUUAUUUACCCCCUCGACAAACGCUGGCGCCUCACUAAUCGACGAUUGGCUAUUUCUACCAUCACUGGCUGGCUUUAUGCAAUUAUUUUCAACUUGCCAUUGUUUUUCGUUGUUAGGCAUCAGGAUGGAAAGGUACACUGUACAGAAGUUUGGUCAAAUCACGAGACAUUACGUGAAAUGUACGCACUCGGGUGUCUUUUUGGCUUUGGUUUGAUUCCAAUGGCAAUUAUUGUAUAUGUUUAUUUUAGGAUUCUACUUAAGCUAUGGAAGGGAAGAGGUGUUCGAGCUACUUUAAUCUCGGACCAAAAGCGAAUCCGAGCUAUUCGUAAAGUGACCAAAAUGGCUGUAGUCGUAACGAUUGUGUACGGGGUCUGUCGGUUGCCAAAUUUGGUGCUAUACGCGUUGCAACCGUUUGAGUCGACUUACGACUAUGACUCGCCGUCUUACAUUAGCACAGUACUGCUUGUGGGCCUCAACUCUGCCAUGAAUCCUUUUAUUUACGCACUUCAUAGUGCUAACUUCCGCCAUCACAUCAAGUUGGCUCUUCGCUGCAGUCAAUUCCGGCCAGCGGAUUAUGUCCCAGUCCCACCGUAGGACUGUAAGGAAAACUUCCAAGGUCUUAAUUCUUCAGUCCAGUUGGUUAGUGGUGUAUCAAGAGCCAUGGCUCUUGGGUGUAUCGAUUUAUUCUUUUUUCGCUUGUAAUUUGUUUGCCUACAUUACCAUUUGCGUCUGUUAAACUACAACUCAGUGACUGACUGUCAAUAUUGGAGAAAUAGCGAGUGGCGAAUGAACUGCGUAAGUACGGAAGCAUUUUCGAGCAACCAUGAAUCGAGGAUGACUUAUCAGUUCUUUACUACACGACUCGGGCAGUCAGAGGGCCAAUAAUUAAAAUCAACCGGUCAAAAUGCCCUAUUGCCGGU
Messenger RNA from Stylophora pistillata, 1539 nucleotides. Its product is annotated as neuropeptide receptor 22. Gene Ontology annotation, molecular function: G protein-coupled receptor activity. Gene Ontology annotation, biological process: G protein-coupled receptor signaling pathway. The record is from RefSeq and is a predicted model, not a curated record. Lineage: Eukaryota; Metazoa; Cnidaria; Anthozoa; Scleractinia; Pocilloporidae. Gene Ontology annotation, cellular component: membrane.